Molecule: messenger RNA, 1651 nt
Organism: Aspergillus ochraceoroseus IBT 24754
Lineage: Eukaryota; Fungi; Ascomycota; Eurotiomycetes; Eurotiales; Aspergillaceae
Product: questin oxidase family protein
Exons: 3
Coding region: 10-1443 (477 amino acids)
Molecular function (GO): oxidoreductase activity
Source: RefSeq, a predicted model, not a curated record
GCAGCAAGUAUGGCCUCCUCUACGCCCCAGAAUACACCAUACAAUAUACAGCUUUCAGCGUCCGAUACACCUGGACGAACCCAUGUCGAGGGGUUGACGCAGGAGAGCGCGGAUCGCGUCUCGGAGCUGCUCAUGAUCAACUAUGCGAGGUAUCACACCCUCUUUGAUGCGGUGGGAUUUCAUAACCACACAGUGCACCACCUGCUUACCCUCUACGCCUUAGGGGCGACUCCGGAUGAGAUCCGGGCAAUGUACGAUCUUAAUAAGGGAUACCAAGCUCUAGUCCAAUAUCGUCCGGUUUCCACCGUGCUUCAACUGAAGGACCGUAGCUUUUUCCAACAGUGCCUGGGAGAUCUCAGCUACUACGACAGCUAUGUUCGGUUUUUCCAGGAUGAGAUCGCCCAGCGAGGGAUCCCCGAUGUUGUCAAUGAGUAUCUCUUCCAGGGUGAUGAAAUUUCAGACGAUAUCCUUGGCCGCAUGCAUUCUGGCUUCCUACACCCCAUGAUCCACCUGGGAUGCGCCCUGGAAUUUAACCAACCACUUCUAGUAGCCGAGGCUCUGGCAGCAGGCUGCGUUCACGAUGACUGGCCUCAUUCAUUUCUAUUCCCGGUCGAAAAACACAUGAGGGCCGCGCCAGAGACCCCUGUGAAGUCCAUGUUAGAUAUCAUGGAUGAGCUCUACCAAGAUGCAACCAUCCGUAACGCAGUGCAAAUGUCCGACCCCCUGAACAAAAUAAGCGACGGACUACUGGCAAAGGUAUGCAAACAGCUGAUUCCGUAUCUCGCACAGUACCGAGUACAACCGACAGCGGAGGAAUUGGAAAAGCAGACAAUGGAUAUGGUUCAUACUUGCGCCUAUAUGAUUGGUGCCGCCCAAUACCCGGGGAAGGUCGAGGCACUUGAUUUUGUCUUAUUACAUACCCUCACCCUUUCAAUUUUCUAUCCGACCUUUAUGACGCAAGACUGGAUCACGAAUGAAAAUAAGGCUCGACUGCUGCACUUUAAGGCUUGGGGAGAUCUGGUCAUGUAUGCCGGCUGUGGCUGCCCCACGCUCUACCCUCAAAGGAUCACUGAAUAUGUUCCGAAGCGUCCAAGCCACGGAUGGAAGGAGUUGGCACACCGAGCCUCUGUGUAUGGAGAUGAUGGACACAUUUGCAAGGUUGUCCGGGGGUUACUACACGCUGAGCGCCUACCAGAUCCUCGCCCCGGAUUCCCUCUGCAAAAGGGAGAUUUCCUGAAGAUCGCACACCUCGGGUUGGAUUCGGUAGAAAGAAUGCUUGAACCUGGCCAAUAUAAGGUUCCGGACAAAAUCCGGAAGGAAGUAGGCGACGAGAUGGGACAAGACGAAGAGAUUAUUCGUGUAAUGGUACGAUGGGUGCGAUGGUGUGGUGUUGAUGGAGCCUGGAAUGAGUUCCCGGAUUUGCUCGCCCCUUGUGAAGCCUAGGGGCCCUCUCGGUAUCGUCACCUUGGUAUACUAUUCUGACCGCUUGUUCUAUUCAAGAAUUGGCGUGUAUAUUGCAGAUGUUUAAACACCAAAGGACUUGUGCUGAGGUGUGCAGUGCAGCACCUGAUGUGGAUUGAAAAGACAGGCAGAAUCAUGUCGAUAGAGAACCGGCCUAAUAGAGUUCAAUUAUUCUUCUAUUCAAAUAUAA